AUCUUUUUUAUAAUAUACUAAUUUUUAAUAUUUAAAUUUAUAUUAAAUUUUAUAAUUAAACAAUUAGUUUACUUUUUAUAAAUUUUUUUAAAUUUUUUUUUUAAAAAAAAUGAUUGAAAAUGAUAAUAUAAACAAUAAUCUUUUUAAUUUUAAUAAUAGUGAAUGUCAUAAUGAAAAGGUAUUUUGGAAAAUAUGGAGGUUCAAGAUACUUAGAAAUCAAAUAUUACAUUCAAUUAAAAAUCAAUUUAUAGAAUUUCCAGAUCAUUUAACUCAUUUAGGCAAUAGAAUAGAAUAUAACCAAAUAACUAGUUUUGAAUGGAUAAUCGAAAAAAAACAAUACUCUUUUCUUAAAGACAAGCUCAGAUCAAAUCAAUAUAUACACAGUAUUAAUAAAAAGAAUCUUAAAAAGUUUAUCAAACUAUGCCAGGAUGAAGAAUCAUAUAGACUUUUAUUUAUAAAGAAAAGAGAUGAAAUAGAAAUAAUUGAUUUAAUCGAAGAAUCAGUAAAACACAAUUCAGAAUUUGCACUUAAAACCUUUAGAACCCUUUAUGGAAUACAAGAUGAACCAUUUUCAACAAGACUAUUAGACCUUGCGAUAGGUAGAGGAAAUAUAGAGGUACUGGAAUAUAUGAUGACCAAUAAAAACGAUGGUUGUUCAGAGCAGUAUUUAUUAAAGAAUUGCUUAAUAUCAAAGAACAGAGAUAUUAUGAUUGAAUACAUCAAUAACAAUUUAAACCUAAACUUAGAGUACCUAAUUAGCAAGUAUCCAAAUAGUAGUAGUUUCCCAUUUUUCCAUGAUGUAGCAUCCCUAAAGUCGUAUGAUUUAAGAGUGUACUUUCUUUUCCGCCAAUACCACACAGAUAUUAAAAGAAGAUAUGACUAUGCAAUUAUUGACAAGUUUUUACAUUCAAAAGGAUAUGGAAGUUUAAACCAUUUGAAAUAUAGAGUUUUAAUAGAAGAGAUCAAUCCCAAAGAUGUUUAUAAAGGUCCACUUUUACAAAGACUUAAAGAAAUAGAAUCUAUAGAAGAAAUACUUAAUGAAUUCAAACACACAUUAAAAUAUUUUUAUAUUGACCACUUUUUUUACAACAACUAUUCAAAGUAUAAGGAAUAUAUCGAUGGUAUUAGUGGCAUAUUGUUAAAGAACUUUAUAUUUGAACACUACAAGUUAACAUUCAAAUAUUUUUCUCUUCAAGGGCUUAAAGAUAUCUACUCUAUAUUUUUAAUGGCACCAGACGAAUUUAAUAACAAGAUAUUCGACCGUAUAGAUGACUUGGAAAGUAACAACUCCAUCAUUCUUCCGACCGAACAAAUAGUACAAUUUUUUAACCAACUAUUAAUCAUCGAGAAAUCAAAUUUUUACAUCCCAUUUUUCCAUCUCCUCGAUAUACUCGUUCAAUACUAUCCAUUUGAAACAAUAGAAUCAUUGUUAAAGCUAAACGACUCGUUCUUUGAAAAAACAUUAAAAGAAUACAUAAAUAGAAAUCAGUACACCUCUUUUAACUUUAUUACCCAGCGUGAAGAAUUUGAUUCAAAAUUUGUAGAUUUGUUUUUCAAGUUUAAUGAAUCGCCACUAGAGUCAGUAGAGCCACAUCAUAUUCAAUGCUACAAAUCAGAUGAACAAGCAAUUAAACUAAUUAACUACUUAUCAACUAUAAUUCAAGAUGCACAGGUUUUCAUCAAUAUUUUUAGUGGGUUGUUUUAUGAAAAGUUAACACUAGACCGUUCUAUUCUAAUUUAUUCUCAAUUAAAUUUAGAUAGUAUCAAUCUUUUAUUUUCAAAUUUAAAAGAUUAUAUCUCUGAUGAUUUUUUAUCAUACAAUUAUUUUGGUGGGAUUGAAAGUUAUUUAUUUAACUCUCAUUUAUUAGAAAUAAUAUUCAAUAAUAAUAAAAGCAAUAAAAAUAAUAACAGUGAAUCACUAAAUAGAAUAGUUUCAAUAGUAAAUAACAAAAGGGAUAUAAAUAUACCAACAACCUUAAUAAACAAUAACUUAAACAAAGAAAAUCAAAUAAUUCAUCAUUUAAUCAACAAUAGUUUAUUAAAUAAUUUCAGCUACACCCUAUAUUUCAACAUUAUUGAAAAAGCAGUAGAAAUAAACCAAAAACCAACUCUAAUUAUAGAUUUAAUAACACUAUUUUAUAAAGCAACAAAUAAUAAUAUCUUUUUAAUUAGCAAGGUCUACGAUUUCAUUCUAAAGAAAGGAUGCUACCAAGUUUUCCAACACCUUUAUAGUAAUGGACUGUUAUAUAGCAUAAAUGAUGGUGAUUUUUACACAAAUACUAAUGAAUCUACCAAUACAUGUCAAAUAACUAUUCAGCAAAAUCAAUAUCAACAUCAGCAGCAAAAAAUACCAUCACCACAGAACGAUGAAAAGCUAACCAAUGGUCAUAGAUUUUUUAUUGAUUUCCACCUAAAAGAAAAACAAAUUAAAAAGAACCAUGAACAGUUUUUUAUUCAAAGUCAAAAGCCAAUUGAAAUACUUUUAAAAGGAUAUGUAGAUCAGUUCCUUGGAUUGGAAAUAUCAUCAUCUUACAGUCUUGUGGAAGUGUUCAUUUUAAUUAUAGAUCAACAAUGCUCAUUUGAAAUGUUUUUAAAAUUUUACAAACAUUUUUCAGAGAAACAGAAUAAAGGAAUGAAGUUAACUUUAGACAUCCUAAUGAUAUUCAAGAAUGCAAUAAACUAUAAUAGGUUGGAUAUUAUAGAUUUUAUAAUUAAAAAGCAUGGUUUUAUUGGGAAAAAGGAAAUAUUAAAUACAAUAAGAAAUGGAAACUCUGCAAUUGUUCAAUAUCUUUUCAAAAACCAUAUAGAAAUAUUCAAACUCCCAUUCAAUGAAAACAAUCGUUUCCAUCCCAAUAAUUUAGCAAGAGAGGCUCUAUACAAUGGUCACCUUAGUAUAUACAAAUUGUGUGUGUGGUAUUUCCCAGAAAAUAAUUUCAAGGUCAUUAUUGAUGAAACUCUACUAAACAGUAUCAUAACCAAAGGAUAUUUUAAUAUUUUAAAAUACUUUUUUGAUGUAUCAAUUAUUACAAACUUUAAUAUAUUAAAAGAUUUAAAUUACUCCAAAAUAGAUUUAACUUAUAAUGGAAAUUAUAAUAAUAGAUAUACAGAUAAAUUUUUAAAUUUAUUAUUAGAAAUUAAAAAUAGUUAAAAAAAAAAAAAAAUAAACAAAUCAUUAAAUAAAUAAAUAAAUAAACAAACAAAUAAAUAAAUAAAUAAAUAAAUAAAUAAAUGAAACUUAGGUUUUCUAAAUGU
Dictyostelium purpureum is the source of this 3252-nucleotide messenger RNA. RefSeq lists its product as uncharacterized. The record is from RefSeq and is a predicted model, not a curated record. The coding region runs from base 110 to 3148 and encodes 1012 amino acids. The transcript has a single exon. Lineage: Eukaryota; Evosea; Eumycetozoa; Dictyosteliales; Dictyosteliaceae.